Molecule: messenger RNA, 1947 nt
Organism: Blepharisma stoltei
Lineage: Eukaryota; Ciliophora; Heterotrichea; Heterotrichida; Blepharismidae
Source: the annotation of a GenBank genome assembly
AUGUCCCAAAAAACUCGUCAACGCUCAAGAAGCCGCUCUCCUGUCCAAGGUGUAAAGCUUCACGUAAAAAAUCUUCCAGUCCAAUACACUGAAGAAGCCCUACAACAAGUUUUCGAGUCCUAUGGCGAAAUCAAAGAUGUAAAAAUCAUUCGAAAAGGUAGCAAUGGUCAGCCUCUACGUGAAAGUGUCUAUGGUUUUAUCGUGCUUCCCUCUCCUGAAAUCGCUGAAAAAGCUAUGAAAGAGCUGAAUUCCAAAGGCUGGAGCGUAAACUACAGCCGAGAAGCCUUGCAAAACCCUCAAGUGCAGCCACAUCCUCAGCUGCCUCCUGAAAUUCCUAAAGACUAUUAUUCAAUCCCGAGUAUCCCUCAAAUGCUCCCUCCACGGCUCUGUGACAUAAUGCCAAGUGACCAAGCUUUCCAGCACAACGCCCAAGCUACCAACAUAAUGCUCCUGAACAACGCCAACCCUAAGCCAGGCCAGCCCAUGGACCGUGGCCUUCUCGAGCGUCUUCUCAGCGAGCACCAGCCUUCCGCUUUCAACAUUUCGGGCGUCCCUGAACACUUCAAAGGUUUUUUCCUCGUCCGCGAGGUCUGAAUCGGCAACAUUUCUCCAGCAACGGACAAACAGCUCUUAUACGACGCAUUUAAAGCUUAUGGCGACAUUGAAGGCAUUGAAAUGUUUUCUUCUAAAGGUUUUGCAUUUAUUAAAUAUCGUAAAGUUGUAGCUGCCACUCGGGCUUAUGAACGAGCAGACGGCACCAUGGUCGAUAAUCGUCCUGUAAAAGUUGCAUUUGCGGACCCAACACGUCGAAUUGACAUAGUUGGCGAUUCUUUAAUUCCUGAAAACCCUAAUUUUAACCCAAUAGAUGAUGAACAUUUUAAAAAUUUGUUUUUGGGUUAUCCACCUGGUGCCACAGUCCCACCAGAACAUAUACUCCGUGACGUGUUUUCUCGAUAUGGCAAAGUAAAAAGGAUUUCUAUAAGGCAAGCUACAGCAAAUUCAAGGCCUUAUGCUUUUGUGGACUUCGAAAGAGGUGACCAAGCUUCAGAAGCAAGGAAAAAAUUAUAUAUUGAGGAUAGUGAUGGAUCUAGAAGAAGAGAAUUAGGCGAUUCUGCAGUAGAAAUUUCUUUUAAAAAUACAAAUAACAUCGUAUCUAAAAAUGGAACGAAAAAUGGUGUUAGGUUUCAAGAUAAGUCGGGGAAGGAAGAAGUCUCGGAAAUCGCGAAAAAGCUCAUGGAGCAGCCUGAAGCCUUGCAAAAUCUGCUGAGAUUCCAGACCAUGUUUAUGGGAGGACCACAGAUGUUCCCAGGGAUGCCGUAUCCUAAUAUGAAUAUACAGCAGUUUCCAAAUAUGAGCCCUGCACCAAGCUCAUCAGGAAGUCCUGCGUCUAAAAUAUCAAGCAAAGAAGUCCCGGAGCCUGAUGACCCACAUUUAGGCUCUGUGAUAUGGUCAGGGUUUAUGACCAGAAGCAAAAAUUAUAGGGUAGGGAUUGACGCGACAUUGGUUAAAGGCAAAUCUGAGUGUUUUCCAUCGACACUUUAUCAUAUAAAUAUUUCACAUAGAGUCGCGUUUCAAGAAAUUUUUAAAUUUUAUCAGCUGGCGCUUGUUACUUUUGAAGCGUCCAAUGAGACCCAGCAAGAGGUGUUUAAGGAGUAUGUUAAUUAUUUUUCUGAAAAACAAAGGGCGGGGUAUAUACAAAUGAAAAAUUCGGUACUUUAUAUAUGUCCGCCUGUAGAAGAAAUUGUGAAAAUUUAUCCAAAGCUGGAAAAUGGACAGCUGCUAGGGGUGUUUGUGGAUCCGACGAAGAAAGCGGAAAAACCGAAAGAGGCAAAUAAGAUACAGGAGCUGCUGGAGUUGUUGAAAAAUCCUGAUGUGAUGAAACAUUUUAAUAAGAGCUCGGGGCCUUCUCCGAGCGACCCUAGGCUUGCAUUAAAACAGCAAAGAUAA